UUGUGGAAAAAAGAACCCACAAAGAUUCAAACAAAACCAUGAUGAACUCACCAAAACUUGUAAUGGCUUAUGAGAACAACAAACCAUACAUAGCCAUGUUUAUUGUUCAAGCAAUAUACGCAGGCAUGGCUUUGUUAUCCAAAGCAUCCAUUUCUUCAGGAAUGAAUUCUUUCAUUUUUGUUGUUUAUCGUCAAGCUUUCGCGACUCUCUCGCUAGCCCCAUUCGCGUACUUCUUUGAAAGGAAGAAUGUAGCUCACUUAUCCUAUACUUUGACAUGGAAGAUAUUCUUCAGUUCUUUGAUAGGGAUAACGAUUUGUUCGAAUAUGUACUAUUAUGCUCUGAAUCAUACAACGGCAACUUUCGCUGCUGCCUCGACUAACCUGAUCCCUGCUAUAACCUUCGUGAUCGCUUUUGCCCUAAGGAUUGAGAAAAUGUACAUAAAAGAACUACAUGGCUGGGCUAAAUUGAUUGGAUCCAUAGUUUCAGUUUCUGGGGCUCUUGUGUUUGCUUUUGUCAAAGGACCAACUUUGAACAUAAUGACUUGGUACACGUCCGGCGGUGAAGUUGGAUCAACGACGAAUCAAUUUAGCUCGAAAGGGGAGUUUAUUAAAGGCCCGUUUAUGAUUCUUUGCGCAAACAUUCUUUGGUCUUGUUGGGGCAUUAUACAGGCACCUAUUAUGAAGGAAUACCCAGCAAAACUAUCACUAGUUACUCUUCAAUGUUUUUUUAGCGUAACACAAGCAAUAGUUGCAGCCAUAGCCAUGGAAAGAAACCUAUCUGCAUGGAAGCUUGGAUGGGAUCUUAAUCUCCUAUCUGUUGCUUAUUGUGGAGUAAUCGUGACAGCAUUUACAUAUUGGUUGCAACUAUGGUCGAUAGAGAAGAGAGGGCCAGUAUUCACUUCCAUGUUCACUCCUUUGGCCCUCAUCAUCACCGCAAUCGUCUCGAUGUUUGUGUGGAAGGAACCCCUUUACGUUGGAAGUGUUUGCGGGGCUGUGUUGCUAGCUGGAGGAUUAUAUAGUGUUUUAUGGGGAAAGAGCAAAGAAAUGAAUGGUACAAUCACUGAAGAAAAACCUGAAGUGGAGAUCACGUUGGAGUCCAUUAAAACACAAGAGUAAGCUUGUCAAGUCGAUAGAGCAAGUGUCGGCCAGAUUGUGUAAUAGGCAUGAUAGUGGCCAUCAUCGAAUUUUAGGCGUCCUAUGAUUGUGGUCGCCCACACUAGUAGAUAUACUCUAAUGGUGCUCAAUGGUACUAGUGUCAAUGUUUGUUAUAUUUAGUGUAAGUUUAGUAACCACUUAACUGAUAAAGAUGAUUAAAUAAAAGAAAUUAAGGCUUAUGGUAUCUUAAAUGAGCUAAAUAAUUGCAGUUUUCUUCGUGCUUUGUUAAUUCCGAUGUUUAUAGAAUAUGCUAAAUGAAUUAUUAUUUUCUUUUAAC
Molecule: messenger RNA, 1431 nt
Organism: Helianthus annuus (common sunflower)
Lineage: Eukaryota; Viridiplantae; Streptophyta; Magnoliopsida; Asterales; Asteraceae
Product: WAT1-related protein At1g43650
Exons: 7
Coding region: 39-1115 (358 amino acids)
Cellular component (GO): plasma membrane
Molecular function (GO): transmembrane transporter activity
Source: RefSeq, a predicted model, not a curated record